AUGAAAAGUAUUCGAAUCUGUGCAUUUUGCUGUGAAUGCUUUCGAAGAAAGAAUCAAAUUAUCUAUGAGGAUUCAUUGGUUCUUGCUAUCGUAGACCAUAUGCCAAAAGCAAAGAAACAUGUACUAGUGAUACCACAUGAGCAUCUUUCAUCAGUAGAUAGUCUUACCUCGGCACACACAGACCUACUCGAGCACAUGCUCAUAACAGGUAAAGACAUUCUGGCAAAAGAUGGCUAUAUUGAUAAAGAAAACCGUGAAUUUGGUUUCCAUCGCUCUCUCUUUGCCUCUAUUCCGCACCUACACAUGCACUGCUUUGGUCUUCCAUUUGUUCCAAUGUGGAAUCGCUUGCGGUAUACUGAAACCAUUAUGCCAUCGUACGUCCGCGCUGAGAAUGCUCUCGCUGCGCUUCGCACGAAGUGA
Peronospora belbahrii is the source of this 420-nucleotide messenger RNA. NCBI's taxonomy places the organism in Eukaryota, Oomycota, Peronosporomycetes, Peronosporales, Peronosporaceae. The record is from the annotation of a GenBank genome assembly.